AUGAAGCCAUACCUAAAUUUUAACAAUCACUAUGAGCAAGACCGGAGUGCACUUAAGCGGAAAGAAUGGGAGAGAAGAAACCAGGAAGUCCAGCAAGAUGAAGAUCUCUUUGCUUCAGGUUUUAACCUCUUUGGGGAACCCUACAAGACAAAUAAAGGCGAUGCCCUUGCAAACCGUGUCCAGAACACAUUGGGAAAUUAUGAUGAGAUGAAGGACCUGUUAACCAACCAUUCUAACCAGAGCCACCUUGUAGGAAUCCCAAAGAAUUCUGUCCCACAGACCCCCAUUGACAAAAAUGAACAGAACUUUUUCCCAGAACCACGAAACAGGAUGAUCCCAUCUCAUCAGAUCAGUGGCCACUCAUCGACAUCAAUGCCUCCACCUUCUUCAUUGUCAUCUAAUUCUACUUUGCUACACAGUCACCAGAGCAGCAGGAAGUCGAGGACAGACUGGUCACGUGGUGGUCACAACUCUAGUGGGGCCCAGCCAAGCCAAUCCAGUAGUCAGCAGAGUCGGGCAAAGCAUAGCUCUUCUCAUGACCAGCCACAGGGCAGGUAUGAAGACCUCUAUAAUUGUCAGAGCGAGCAGCAUAAAAGUGGAGGAACUGAGGAAGCAAAUUCUAUGGCAGCAUCUUCACAUUCGAGGAGGCAUACUCAUUCAAAGUCAGCAGCUGGAGAACAUACUUACAAAGAAAACAGUCAUUCGAAGUCACCCACAGAGCUCGAGUUUGUAGGUCACGGUCCUGGAUCUCCACUUCCUUCCACAUCUUUGUUAUCUGCAAACAAUGGUCUUUCAACCCAGAAUUUCCCACCAGGACUUCACUGUAAAAACAGCAUGGUGCAGCAAAAGCCUACAGCAUAUGUCAGGCCUAUGGACGGUCAAGACCAGGUACCCAAUGACUCACCUGAACUGAAACCUCCGAUAGAAAUUGAGAGUGGAUAUGGAAAUCAGGCCUUUGGAACACUGCUGGAAGGAAAAGUGAACACACCUAGUUCGAAGAACAAAGUGCCAAAGCUCAACAUUCCUCCUGUUACUGAAAAAUAUGAUGAUGAAAAGCCUGAAGACUCGGAGUUUGAAAAUGAAGCUUCUUUAGGUUUGAAAUAUCUGUUGUUUCACACAGCAGUUUUCCUGGUUGAAAUCACCUGGUACUUGUUACCCAAAAUAGAGCGAGAUGAUGCUUGUACUGCCUACUUCUACGUGGAAGGGAACUAUGACUUUUCAAAGGGUGAUAAAGCAACCAUGGUGUUGGGUUGCAGUAGAAGGUCCCGGUGCAAGCUCUGGCUAGCUCUUCAGGAGCUCCUUCCAGCCGCACGGCAGCUCCUCACGCUGCCCAUCCGCUUGGCUGCAGCGCGGGGAGCGGGCGCUGGAGCUGGGAGAGGCGGCCAAGGGCGACGGCGCUCACCCGGCCUUUCCGCACCUGCGUGGGCUGGCACAGCUGCCUCGUGCGCACCGUUCUGCCCCCCGGGGAGUCUGUAG
Phaethon lepturus (White-tailed tropicbird) is the source of this 1476-nucleotide messenger RNA. Its product is annotated as AF4/FMR2 family member 2-like. Gene Ontology annotation, biological process: regulation of RNA splicing. Gene Ontology annotation, molecular function: G-quadruplex RNA binding. The record is from RefSeq and is a predicted model, not a curated record. Gene Ontology annotation, cellular component: nuclear speck. Bases 1 to 1476 code for a protein of 491 amino acids. Lineage: Eukaryota; Metazoa; Chordata; Aves; Phaethontiformes; Phaethontidae. The transcript is spliced from 5 exons.